Molecule: messenger RNA, 1395 nt
Organism: Carcharodon carcharias (great white shark)
Lineage: Eukaryota; Metazoa; Chordata; Chondrichthyes; Lamniformes; Lamnidae
Product: basic salivary proline-rich protein 1-like
Exons: 2
Coding region: 1-1395 (464 amino acids)
Source: RefSeq, a predicted model, not a curated record
AUGUUGGAAGGACAAGUGACUCAAAAUUCCACAAGGCAGCCAAGGCCGAGGGACCCGCUCAAACGCCAAGGCCCAGGGACCCGCUCAAACGCCAAGGCCCAGGGACCCGCUCAAACGCCAAGGCCCAGGGACCCGCUCAAACGCCAAGGCCCAGGGGCCCGCUCAAACGCCAAGGCCCAGGGGCCCGCUCAAACGCCAAGGCCCAGGGACCCGCUCAAGCGCCAAGGCCCAGGGACCCGCUCAAACGCCAAGGCCCAGGGGCCCGCUCAAACGCCAAGGCCCAGUGACCCGCUCAAACGCCAAGGCCCAGGGGCCCGCUCAAACGCCAAGGCCCAGGGGCCCGCUCAAACGCCAAGGCCCAGGGGCCCGCUCAAACGCCAAGGCCCAGGGACCCGCUCAAACGCCAAGGCCCAGGGGCCCGCUCAAACGCCAAGGUCCAGGGGCCCGCUCAAACGCCAAGGCCCAGGGACCCGCUCAAACGCCAAGGCCCAGGGGCCCGCUCAAGCGCCAAGGCCCAGGGACCCGCUCAAGCGCCAAGGCCCAGGGACCCGCUCAAACGCCAAGGCCCAGGGGCCCGCUCAAACGCCAAGGCCCAGGGACCCGCUCAAACGCCAAGGCCCAGGGGCCCGCUCAAACGCCAAGGCCCAGGGGCCCGCUCAAACGCCAAGGCCCAGGGGCCCGCUCAAACGCCAAGGCCCAGGGGCCCGCUCAAACGCCAAGGCCCAGGGGCCCGCUCAAACGCCAAGGCCCAGGGACCCGCUCAAACGCCUAGGCCCAGGGGCCCGCUCAAACGCCAAGGCCCAGGGGCCCGCUCAAACGCCAAGGCCCAGGGACCCGCUCAAACGCCAAGGCCCAGGGACCCGCUCAAACGCCAAGGCCCAGGGACCCGCUCAAACGCCAAGGCCCAGGGACCCGCUCAAGCGCCAAGGCCCAGGGACCCGCUCAAGCGCCAAGGCCCAGGGACCCGCUCAAGCGCCAAGGCCCAGGGGCCCGCUCAAGCACCAAGGCCCAGGGGCCCGCUCAAGCACCAAGGCCCAGGGGCCCGCUCAAGCACCAAGGCCCAGGGGCCCGCUCAAGCACCAAGGCCCAGGGGCCCGCUCAAGCACCAAGGCCCAGGGGCCCGCUCAAGCACCAAGGCCCAGGGGCCCGCUCAAGCACCAAGGCCCAGGGGCCCGCUCAAGCACCAAGGCCCAGGGGCCCGCUCAAGCACCAAGGCCCAGGGGCCCGCUCAAACACCAAGGCCCAGGGGCCCACUCAAGCACCAAGGCCCAGGGGCCCGCUCAAGCACCAAGGCCCAGGGGCCCGCUCAAGCACCAAGGCCCAGGGGCCCGCUCAAGCACCAAGGCCCAGGGGCCCACUCAAGUAGUUCGCCAAUCCACAGCAAAACUAAAAUAA